AAACAAAACUUAUACUUGCCGAUACCUGAGAUACCUCCUUGAUAUACGGUUGUAAGUAGUUUAGUAAAAACCCUUUAAUACAAAAAACUUCAAUCGUACUUACAUUCACACAAUGUCGAUUGGAUCGGUGUACGAAACUGCUUACAAAGGAGACUUUAAUCAAGUUAAAGUUAAAAUUGAUCAAGAUGCAAACCUGGUAAAAACUCCGGAUCCGAAUAAUCGCCUUCUUAUUCAUUGGGCAGCUCUGGGUGGAAAUGAGAAUUUGGUUGAUUUUAUAAUCCGCUCAGGGAGUCCUAUUGAUCCUGUUGAUGACACAAACUCUACUCCUCUAAUACUUGGGGCUUCAGCGGGAAAGGUUGAGGUUGUUAGACUACUCAUUGGUAAAAAUGCCAAUGUUAAUCAUAAAACAGCCCGGGGUCAGACUUCAUUACACUAUGCUUGUUCUAAAGGCCAUAAAGAUGUUAUAAAGCUGCUCAUUGAGGCGGGAGCCAACGUAAACGAGGCUGAUGUGUUGCAUGCUACUCCCCUUCAUAGAGCAGCAUCUCUAGGCAGGAAUAACAUAGUUGAACUACUGUUAAGUCAGCCAGAUAUCAAAGUAGAUCCUGAAGAUUCUACAGGCUGCACACCUUUACAUUUAGCCUGUGAAGAAGAUAGAGAAUCAGCUGCAAUCAUGUUGGUUAAGGCGGGAGCUGCAUUAGAUAUCAAGAAUAAGGAAAAGAAGCCCCUGGACUUUUGUUCAACUAAGCUGAAACAAACUUUAAUGUCUCUGGUGGAAUAAAUUGUUUUUCAUACA
This is a messenger RNA of Leguminivora glycinivorella, 793 nucleotides long. Its product is annotated as 26S proteasome non-ATPase regulatory subunit 10-like. The record is from RefSeq and is a predicted model, not a curated record. NCBI's taxonomy places the organism in Eukaryota, Metazoa, Arthropoda, Insecta, Lepidoptera, Tortricidae. Gene Ontology annotation, molecular function: protein binding.